Daphnia magna is the source of this 1154-nucleotide messenger RNA. RefSeq names its product glycine-rich cell wall structural protein 1.0. The coding region runs from base 97 to 969 and encodes 290 amino acids. The transcript has 6 exons. The record is from RefSeq and is a predicted model, not a curated record. Gene Ontology annotation, cellular component: extracellular matrix. Lineage: Eukaryota; Metazoa; Arthropoda; Branchiopoda; Diplostraca; Daphniidae.
UUCAUAAAACUAAGGAUAUAAAAGCUGGUCGGACCAACGAAAUUCAUUCAAUCACAUUACAGUGAAUGACCAGAGCAGUCCAGGAAUAAAACCGCCAUGUUUCUCUACUGUCUGUUCGCUGUCGGAUUUGUUGCCUUCGUUCAAGCUGGAUUACCAGAGGCCGGUGGAUUCCGAUAUUCGGUAAACGAUUUCAACGGUAACGAACAUUCGCACCAGCAGAAUCGUGGACCAGGGAACGCCGUUAACGGCCAGUACAAGGUCCUCUUACCUGACGGCCGUCUGCAGACAGUCACCUACAUUGCGGAUGCGGCUGGUUAUCGCGCCAAAGUCGACUACACACCUGCUGCACCUGGAGAAGCAACGACUGCUGGCAAAGGAUUGCCUCCCCCAGCCACUUCGAGAUUGUCUAAUGUCGCCGGAAAUGGAUACGGUGUUGCAUCAGCAUUCGGUGGAGGUGCGUUUGGUGCUGGAUCUUACGGAGCUGGUGCUAUCGGUGGUGGUUUUGGAGCCGGAGCAUUUGGGCAUGGAGGAUUCGGAGCUGCUGGAGCAUUUGGAUCUGGAAUCGGUGGCUUUGGUUCAGGAUAUGGCAACAACUACGGUGCAGGUGGAAUGGCUGGCGGAUAUGGCAUGGGUGUUGGAGGAUAUGGUGCUGGAGGAUUCGGUGCUGCUGGAUUUGGUGCUGGAGGAUUCGGUGCUGCUGGACAUGGUGCUGGAGGUUACGGAGCUGGUGGACACGGUGCUGGAUACGGUGCUGGAAAUUACGCGGCUGGAGGUCUAGGUGGUGCUUACGGUGGCAGUAGCUAUGGAGCUGGUGGAAGCUAUGGAUAUUCGUCUCCGAUUUACGGAGCUCUAGGUUACAACCCGAUUGGAUAUUCAAGCGCUUCGCCAUCCGGAUACUCGUACGGUUAUUCUACGCCUCAUUCACAAGUGUAUUCCUACAGCAAUAUCUUGGGUGGUAUGGGUUACUAGAAUUCAUCAUGAAAUCUCUAAAAAUGCCAUCGACGAAAACAAAGAAAUAUUCGUAAGGAGUGUGGCAACUUUGGAUGCAUCUCUACUUUUAGCCAAUGUAUAAAGCGCAUACUGUAUAAAUGCCGAUAUAACAAUCUGGAAAAACUCUUCAGCAAGCUGAAUAAAAAAAAACCUUUUAAUUGCAA